AUGUUCUCUUCGGUAAGAGUUCCUUCAGACGGCAACGAGGAUAAAUAUAGCGUCAUUCUACCGACAUACAAUGAACGUGGCAAUUUACCUGUAAUCAUUUGGCUUUUAGCUAAAAUGUUUAAAGAACAUAAUCUAGAUUGGGAGGUAAUAAUUGUUGAUGACGCGUCACCGGACGGCACUCAAGAAGUUGCAAGACAGCUUGCAACAGUAUAUGGUCUAGAACAUAUUGUUUUAAAGCCACGUGCUGGAAAGCUUGGUCUUGGAACUGCCUAUGUUCAUGGAUUGAAGUUUGUUACUGGGAAUUUUAUUAUAAUAAUGGAUGCUGAUUUUUCUCAUCAUCCAAAGUUCAUUCCGGAAUUUAUAAAACUUCAGAAAAGCAAAAACUUUGAUAUUGUCACUGGAACACGAUACGCUGGUAAUGGUGGUGUAUAUGGAUGGAAUCUCAAACGUAAAGUAAUAAGUCGGGGUGCAAAUUUUCUUGCUUCAACGUUUCUUCGUCCUGGUGUAACAGACCUUACAGGCAGCUUCAGAUUGUAUAAAAAAGAAGUUUUAGAAAAAAUCAUAUCUGUAGUAAUCUCGAAAGGUUAUGUAUUCCAAAUGGAGAUGAUGGUUCGUGCACGUCAAUUUGGAUUCACAAUCGGAGAAGUUCCUAUUACAUUUGUUGACCGUGUUUAUGGAGAAAGUAAGAUGGGUACUAAUGAGAUUGUUCAAUUUGCUAAAGGUGUCUGGCAAUUGGUAAGUUAA
Scutellospora calospora is the source of this 744-nucleotide messenger RNA. NCBI's taxonomy places the organism in Eukaryota, Fungi, Glomeromycota, Glomeromycetes, Diversisporales, Gigasporaceae. The record is from the annotation of a GenBank genome assembly.